Molecule: messenger RNA, 2133 nt
Organism: Plasmodium gonderi
Lineage: Eukaryota; Apicomplexa; Aconoidasida; Haemosporida; Plasmodiidae
Exons: 1
Coding region: 1-2133 (710 amino acids)
Source: RefSeq, a predicted model, not a curated record
AUGAAAAAUUGUAACAGGGAAAUCAAGUUAAUUUACAGAACACUGAGCGAUAAGUUCUUUGUCAUCAACAAACCUGUAAAUUGGACGCUAACUAGAAAAAAAAACAAACAAAAGGAAGAGGAGGGAAAAAAUGUCAAGUGCUCAUCUGUGCUAAGUGUAAAUAAUGAGAUAAAACCACCGGAUGGACAAAUGAAUUGGGAAUGUGCUAAAGAAAAAAGUAACAUCCAUGAGAAAAAAAAAUUUCUUCUCACAUUAAAGAACCUAAGUGUCGCUGAAAAAAAUGCCUUUCUCUUUACCAAUUCUCCCUUAUAUCUUUACAACGACUUUAAAUUUAACAUUGGUGGAACCGCCUCUGAUCAGAAUGACGAGAAAAAUAAAUUCAUAGAAAAAUAUUACGUAGAAUCUGUGCUGAAAUGUGAAACAAAUGAGGAUAUAUAUUAUCCGUACAAGUUGCCUAUAUACAUGAGUGGGUUGGUUAUAUGUUGUCGAGAUUUGUUUAUUUAUAAUAAAUUUUUAAAAAUGAUUAAAGAAAAUAAGUUAAUACGAAAAUACAGAUGCUUAAUAAAUGACCCAUUCGUGUUUGUUGAAAAUAAUAAAGUGACCGUCUUUCGAGAAAAUGGGUAUAACUAUGGGGAUCAUAUGAACAGUUUUUUCGUGAGUGAAAAAAACGUCACAGAUUCUAGCACACAUUUAUUAAUGAAUAAUAAAAAAAAUGAAAUUGGAAAUAAAAAAUUUAUACUAUUUUUAAAGUCCUUACAAGCACAAAAGGAAGCAACUGAUAUGUUCCCAUUUCAUAAUUUUUUUUCAGAUAAUACAUAUUCUACCACUUAUUGUCGCCAUUUGGUACAUUUAGGAAUCGAUAAAUGGAAAGCAAAGAUAAACAACCAUCUGGAGUCUGAAAAAAACAAUCGCAGGAAUGAUAAAUCUAGAAGGGUAUUCUACCAAAAAGGUCGAAAUAUGACCCGUGGAAUACCCCCUGUCGAUUGUGACUAUUUCAUUUCUGCACCUUUAAAAAGAAAUCCACCCAUAAAAAGCUUGAACCAUUUUUUAUCCAAUUUUCUUCAUAACAAUGAUAUUGUGACAAAUGCAAAUGGAGAAUAUGAAGUUUGUUUGGACACCACAGUUGAAGAGUGUGAUGAUAUGGAAUCAGAAUUGAAUCAUGUUGCUAGUGGCACAGAGGAAGAGGGGGAACAUAUUGAAAAUGAUCGACGUGUGAACAAAAAAAAAAAUGAUAGGAAGAGUUCUUCUUCACAAAAGGAAGAAUCAAAAAAUGGAAAUAAUAUUUAUAACAUCCAUUGGGAAAAUGCACACAUGUCAAAAAAUGGAAAGGUAAAAUUCCCCGCAUCUCUUUUUUUUAACGAAGGGAAUUUCUACACGAUUGACAAAGAAAUUACAAAAAAUUCUGUAUCUAUAUCCAUGAUUUACAAAGUUGAAAAUUAUGGAGAGUACGUAAAAAAACAUAAAAAUACAUUAUUUAAAAGAGAACAAAAUAUAAAUUCUUAUGUUAACAAUUUUUAUAACAUUUAUAUAAUAGAAUUUGUCCUUUUGGAUAAUCCCAAACCUGAUUUGAUCAGGUUUUUUUUUAGCGAAUUAAACACUCCUAUAAUUAAUGACAAUUUAUUUGAUAAAAAAUCUUUUAAAAAAGACAUAAUUAAUGAAACAAUUUUACAAAUGAUAGAAAAGGAACAAACAUAUUCUUCACCAUCUACAUUUUACUCACAAUUUGAUAUUACUAGGCAUUCUUAUGAUAAAAAGUGUCAAGUAAAUGUGAAUAAUUUACAACCAAACACAUAUGGAACACAAGAAGCUGAUAAGAAAUAUAAGGAAUAUUUACGUAAAUCUCAUGAUCCACAAGUUAAUGCCUUUACCAUACCCAGUGAUUAUGCUUCAUCACGAGGCUUGGCACAUAAGGAAGAAAAGAUAAAAUUAAAUAAUUAUUUUAUACAUCAGACAUGCACAAGUAGUAUGCACAGUGAAAUGGGGAAUUACUAUGAACAGAACACUAGGGAAAAAAUAAAAUCUAAAAAUGAGAAUAUGAAUCUUUGCCUCGAGUUAUUUCAGUUGCAAUUUUUGGACCCACUCAAUGGGGAUUACGUAAACAUAGAAAAUUCCCUGCCUACUACUUGGAUUUAA